CUCUAAAAAGGAAGCAACAGACAGAACAUAAAACUAAACUAAAAAAAAUAUCUCUCCACCUCUCUUUUCUCCUCUCCUUAUUGAUUCUAUCGCUCUGCUCUCUCUCAAAGACGUAUCUCUCUAUCGAGUCCGAUCCAAAAGAUUUUUUGAUAAAAGAAACAACCUUUGAAGAUUUGAAACUACUUUGUUUGUGUUUGAAAAUUAUGAGUGCAUCAUGGGCUGAUGUGGCUGACUCAGAGAACAACAACACUGCCUCCUCUGGGUCUACUAAACCUUCACGACCUGCUUACGUUCCUCCACAUCUAAGGAACAAGCAACCAUCUUCCUCCAGUUCCGACCCUGUUCCUGCUCCCUCACCAGCUAAUGAUCGUGCCGGUGGCUAUAACGGUCCACCUUCUGCCUCUCGUUGGGCUCCUAGUGGUAGUGGUGGUGGUUACAGGGCUGAUGCAGGCCGUCCAAGAGGAACUGCUGGUGGUGGUGGCUGGAACAACAGGAGUGGAGGGUGGGACAACCGUAGGGAGCGUGAAGUCAACCCCUUUGAGAACGCUGACGCCGACCCCGAGCCUGCGUUUACCGAGCAGGACGGUGCCACGGGGAUCAACUUCGAUGCGUAUGAAGAUAUCCCGGUUGAGACUAGCGGUGAUAACGUGCCUCCUGGUGUCAACACGUUCGCGGAGAUUGAUCUAGGGGAGGCUCUGAACCUGAACAUCAAGAGGUGCAAGUACGUGAAGCCGACGCCCGUGCAGAGGCACGCGAUUCCUAUAUUGCUUGCCGGGAGGGAUCUGAUGGCGUGUGCUCAGACGGGGUCUGGGAAGACGGCUGCGUUUUGUUUUCCGAUAAUUAGUGGGAUUAUGAAGGAUCAGCAUGUAGUGCAGAGGCCACGUGGCUCGAGGACGGUUUAUCCUCUUGCGGUUAUUCUCUCGCCGACGAGGGAGUUGGCUAGUCAGAUACAUGAUGAGGCUAAGAAGUUCGCUUACCAAACUGGUGUGAAGGUUGUUGUUGCUUAUGGAGGAACACCUAUUAACCUGCAGCUACGGGAACUAGAGAGGGGAGUCGAUAUACUAGUGGCAACUCCUGGUCGACUAAAUGAUUUGCUGGAAAGAGCUAGAGUCUCUAUGCAGAUGAUUAGGUUUUUAGCUCUUGAUGAGGCCGAUAGGAUGCUGGACAUGGGUUUUGAGCCACAGAUCAGAAAGAUUGUCGAGGAAAUGGACAUGCCUCCGCGUGGUGUUAGACAGACGCUGUUGUUCAGUGCUACUUUUCCAAGAGAGAUUCAGAGACUCGCAGCCGACUUCCUAGCAAACUAUAUAUUUUUGGCUGUGGGUAGAGUAGGUUCAAGUACCGACUUAAUUGUCCAAAGGGUUGAGUUUGUACUUGAUUCUGACAAGAGAAGUCAUCUCAUGGACCUGCUUCAUGCUCAGAGAGAGAAUGGCACCCAUGGCAAGCAAGCCCUGACCUUAGUGUUUGUUGAGACAAAGAGAGGAGCCGACUCUCUGGAAAAUUGGCUGUGCAUCAAUGGGUUUCCAGCAACCUCCAUUCACGGUGACAGAUCACAGCAGGAAAGAGAAGUGGCACUGAAGUCCUUCAAGAGCGGGAGAACACCGAUUCUGGUGGCAACAGACGUAGCAGCGCGUGGUCUCGACAUUCCCCACGUGGCUCACGUUGUGAACUUCGAUCUACCAAACGACAUCGAUGACUACGUCCACCGUAUUGGACGAACAGGACGUGCUGGCAAAUCAGGACUAGCGACCGCCUUCUUCAACGACGGCAACACAUCGAUGGCAAGAUCCCUCUCUGAGCUGAUGCAAGAAGCUAACCAGGAAGUCCCCGCGUGGCUCUCACGGUAUGCUUCGCGUUCCUCCUUUGGUGGUGGUAAGAACAAGCGGUCUGGUGGUCGGUUUGGUGGCCGUGACUUUAGAAGGGAAGGAGGCUAUGGCGGUGGAUACAGUAGAGGAGGAGGAGGCGGUGGUGGUGGUGGUAGCAAUUACUAUGGUGGUGGAGGAGGAGGCUAUGGCGGUGGAUACGGAGCUCCAAGUGGUGGAUAUGGCGGUGAAACUCCAAGUGCUUGGGACUAAAGCGCUUAAUGUUUUUUUUUUUGUUUUGAGUUUGGUUUAUAUAACUUUUGACUAUUUAUUUUGUCUUUCUACAUUCCCAAAGAGAGAGUAUGUAUUGCCCCUUUACACCCUAUGAGAUGGAUGAAUAUAUAACUAAGGUUGCUGUUUA
Raphanus sativus (radish) is the source of this 2220-nucleotide messenger RNA. RefSeq names its product DEAD-box ATP-dependent RNA helicase 37. Gene Ontology annotation, cellular component: nucleus. NCBI's taxonomy places the organism in Eukaryota, Viridiplantae, Streptophyta, Magnoliopsida, Brassicales, Brassicaceae. The record is from RefSeq and is a predicted model, not a curated record. Gene Ontology annotation, molecular function: RNA binding; RNA helicase activity; ATP binding. Bases 204 to 2072 code for a protein of 622 amino acids. The transcript has 7 exons.